GCCCAGCUCCCGGCGCGUGUCGGAGCCUCCCAGCCCCGCGGCCCCGAGCGCACGAUGCGCGGACCCGGGCGCCCCCUCCUCCUGGGGCUGCUGCUGGUGCUGGGGGCGGCGGGGCGCGGCCGGGGGGGCGCGGAGCCCCGGGAGCCGGCGGACGGGCAGGCGCUGCUGCGGCUGGUGGUGGAGCUCGUCCAGGAGCUGCGGAAGCACCACUCGGCGGAGCACAAGGGCCUGCAGCUCCUCGGGCGGGACUGCGCCCUGGGCCGCGCGGAGGCGGCGGGGCUGGGGCCUUCGCCGGAGCAGCGAGUGGAAAUUGUUCCUCGAGAUCUCAGGAUGAAGGACAAGUUUCUAAAACACCUUACAGGCCCUCUUUAUUUUAGUCCAAAGUGCAGCAAACACUUCCAUAGACUUUAUCACAACACCAGAGACUGCACCAUUCCUGCAUACUAUAAAAGAUGCGCCAGGCUUCUUACCCGGCUGGCUGUCAGUCCAGUGUGCAUGGAGGAUAAGCCAACCCCUGCCUCCCCUCUGCUGGCUGCUGCUGGAGGCACCUGCAGUUACAUUGAAGGACGUGGUCAUUUCAGUGGGACUGAGGCUCCUGGAUGGGUCUCUGCAUGGCACUUCAUGCUUUGCAAAUGCCACAGUGAUGCCCCGCAGAAAAGCUGUGGCGGAAUCCCCUCGAUAGUCUCCAGCACCCUUUACAUCUCUCCCCCCAUCACUGGACAACCACAUCAGAGCCUGACUGACGAUGAGAUGCAGACUGUGAGCUCCUAUGGAGAGGGCUACUGUCAAUCCAUAAAAGGCCCUGGGGAAGAGAGAGGUAGCACAGGAGCAGAGGGCACCUGCCCUCCAUCAGGCCAUCCACACAAACCUACUGAAGAGGUAGACUUGACUAAGUCUCAGCGGGCUCAGAUGCUGACCUGGGCCUUCAAGUGA
Messenger RNA from Piliocolobus tephrosceles (Ugandan red Colobus), 933 nucleotides. RefSeq names its product ALK and LTK ligand 2 (gene ALKAL2). The coding region runs from base 55 to 933 and encodes 292 amino acids. NCBI's taxonomy places the organism in Eukaryota, Metazoa, Chordata, Mammalia, Primates, Cercopithecidae. The transcript is spliced from 6 exons. Gene Ontology annotation, molecular function: receptor signaling protein tyrosine kinase activator activity; receptor tyrosine kinase binding. Gene Ontology annotation, biological process: positive regulation of ERK1 and ERK2 cascade; positive regulation of ERK5 cascade. The record is from RefSeq and is a predicted model, not a curated record.